AUGGCGGGCCCAUCUAGUCCGUCUUCUCUUCGGUUUACCGGCUGCGGUGUCCGUAAUGGACACGGGUAUAAUAGUGGUAUCGGAGAAACUCUGCGAUCAAGGGAGCUCUACAAGUAUUUUUCCUCAACGCUACCCCCUAGAACGUAUUAGGGAGCUGAUUGCUUGUAUGUUUAAAGAUAUUAUCAACCCCCUAGUGGUAAUUCAUCUCCUACAUCUCCCGGCGGCCGAUUAGAUCAUCGAGAGGAUGAUGUGGGCCUAGAGGUGGUUUCUUCCGAAGACCCUGCGUUAUCUGCAUUUACCCUCUUGACUGCAAACUUGUUAAACUGCAAACGGUCUAUGAUAAGCCUGGUCGACGAUGAGCUUGUGUACAUGGUAGCGGAGUCUACUCGUUCGCUAUCCCUGACUAAACCCUAUACUCAUGACCCUGAGGAUGGCCUAUGGGUUGGUGGGUGCACGACCAUGCCCCGGGAUGGAGGGCUUUGUGAACGGACUAUCUCGCUUGCGCCACCGGAAGGGUUGGGGGGCGGAGAAGAAUGUAUUAUGAUCUUUGAAUUAGAGGAUAUGGCUAAGGAGCCAGAAUGGGAAGAUCAUCCGGACGUAUCGAAUUGGCCUUAUCUACGAUAUUACGCUGGAGCGCCACUUCGAACUAAGAAUGGCGUUUCGAUAGGAAGCGUAUGUGUGGUUGAUGAUAAACCCCGCCCUGGGGGUCUCAAAGAGGAGGGAAGGAGGACGAUGUCAAAGAUGGCAGAAAUAGUCAUGGAUCACCUAGAGAGGGUGAGGGCGGAAAACGAGAUGAGGCGAGGGAAGAUGAUGGGGGUUGGAAUGUCGAGAUUUGUGGCGGCAAAUUUCCUGCAAGCUGGAGCUGAGUUUGGAGAUAUAAGAAAUGAUGGGCGCUUGCGGAGCGUUGGAGGGAACAUUCGGGAGGAGAAACUGGCCGAGGCGGAGCAGCUGGUGUGGGCGGAUGGUAUUCGCGGUCAAGAUCAUGGGAAGGUGGAUCCUGGAUGUGAAAAAGAGGUGAUUCGGCGCCAGCCAUCAAUCGAGUCUCACUGCAGCUGUAAACUAGACAUGCCUGAUCAAGAUCUUCCUGGAGCAGAGGACAGUAUCGAUCCGCUCUCCCCCUCGGAGAAGUCGCGCCCAGGUGGGGUGUUGUCUAAUUUUAGGUCUUCGCAAUUGCCGCUGUCGUUCCCGUUUCCUGAUAGGGAGGACUUCGGCUCACCCGAGGCUCCAUUCCGUAGCCCCAGAGCAUAUCCGCCAGAAUUAUCCCGUAAGCUAAGUUAUUGUUCUCAGUCAACUUCGGGACUUGCGACACUUUCAGGGAACACCUCAGGGUUUUCGGGCACCAACACCACCGCCCCUUCUGCAUCUCCUGCAGAAUCUCUAUCCUCGCCAACUUUCAAGGAGCCUGAUUAUGGCUAUCCUUCAGCUCCGGAAGCGCGGCCACGAUGUCGAGAUGGUGAUGAUGUUGAAAAUUCUUUCUUAUCUACCUUUGGCCGGGCGUCUGUGCUCAUUCGGUCGUCACUCGAAGCAGAUGGUGUGGCUUUUGUCGAUUGUGAUUUGGGGAGAAACUACGGAUUCGAGGCCAAUUUGGAAGAUGCGGUCGGUCAAAUGCCAAAGCCUGUCGAUGCAUACCGUGAUCAGAGGCCACUUGGGUGCCGCCGGGAGUCUGGGCUCUUUGGUUACGCUACGACAUCCAGCUCUUCCCUCGCCAAUACAUUGGAGGGUGGGGGAUUUUUUAGCAAUCGUGAUGGCGAAACUGAGGAGCUUCCUUUCUCCAUUGAAGCACUUAGCGAACCGUUUUUGCGCUCUUUGGUUGAUUGCUGCCCCCAGGGGCGCAUAUUUACUUAUAGCAAAGGAGCUGAUGGAGAAUGUGAAACGGUGGAACUAGAGUGCGAUAUUGGAUGUUCUGAAAUUGUGUCUACUAUCUCAGGUUCUGAUUCUACAUCAAUUCAUCCGGGGGGGAAGAGGGUGUGCAAGACGCAGAUAGAAACGUUAAAAAAGUUCCUGCCUGGAAGCAGAUCUCUUGUUUUUGUCCCACUGUACGAUUUUGACGGAAACCUUUUUGCUGUGGGGUUUGCGUGGAGUAAUUCUGGAACAAGGGUAUUCUGCAAGGAUAUGGAAGGUACAUACAUGAUAGCAUUUGGGAAUAGUAUUAUGGCCGAGAUUGGGCGCUUACAUUCAGUCAGUGGUAAGUUUCUCGCUGUCUUUUUAUUUUGUUUUAUAACUUUUGCAAAGUUUGAAGCCCUGAUAAUUUUUUGCUUUAAAAAACAGCGGAUAGGGCGAAAGGUGAUUUCAUAUCUUCAGUGUCGCACGAACUAAGAUCACCACUACAUGGGAUACUCGCCAGCGCUGAGUUCCUGUCGGAGACCAACCUCGAUAAUUUCCAGCGGAGCUUUGUGGACACUGUGGAGAGCUGUGGGCGUACGUUGCUUGACACGAUCAACCAUGUAUUGGACUUCUCAAAGCUUAAUAGCUUUGAUAACAGGUGGGGCGGAAGAGGCCGUGGUUCUAUUUUGGGGAAAGAAAGAUCGGUCGGAACAUGGAGUAGGCUAGGCGGUAGAUCGACUACGAAUGAUUCUGGGGGAAUACCUCCCUUGCGGGCUGGUGGAGAGAAAGAUGGUGGAGAUUACAAGGGGAGGCUUGGAUAUAUGCGGGACUUUGCUGGCUCAGCAGCGGAUGUCGACAACCUGACAGCGGACACUGAUUUGAGUGCAAUAUUGGAGGAGGUGACCGAAGGCGUGUUUGCUGGCUAUGAGUUCCGCGGCAUCAGUACCCCUGGAAUUAUGGAGGAUGUUGGAAAGGUUAGCCGUCUCGGGGCCGGUGGGCGGCAGAUUGUCGGAACGAAGAAUGACAUUACAGUGAUUAUGGAUAUAGAUAGACGGGAAGACGGGUGGGUUUUUCAGACACAGCCGGGCGCCUUGCGACGGAUUUUCUUGAAUUUGGGGGGGAAUGCCAUCAAGUAUACCGACUCAGGCUGGGUGAGAAUUAAGCUCAGGGCUGAGGAUCUUCCACCUAAUCUCGGAGAUGACGACGAGAAGAGCUUGGUCACUUUGGUCUUUACGGAUUCUGGAAAAGGGAUCAGCAGAGAGUUCUUGAAAACCAAGCUGUUUACGCCCUUUAGCCAGGAGAACCCAUUGGUCAGUGGAACCGGUCUGGGUAUGAGUAUCGUUCGGCAAAUCGUGGAAAUGCUUGGAGGGGAGAUUGAUGUGAAGAGUGAGCUUGGGAAGGGUACGGAGGUCACAGUCAGUUUGGUGCUGAGAAAAUCCAACAGGGGAAUUGCGAAGCCUGAUGCAGAUUGUGAUACUGGGGCGGGGAGGGAUGCUGGGGAUUGGGAGACCGAGAUUGAAAGUAUCCGGAAAAAGGGGCGUGGCAAGAAGGUUCGGCUGUUUGGGUUCGACUCACCAUUAGAGGCAGACAUUCAUACUGCUUCAAUCUCUUAUCUUGGAGGUUCGUUCAGUAGAUAUAUUUCUCACUGGUUUGGAAUGACUCCGACCGUGGAAGUUUCUCCGUGCGAUGCCAAUCCAGAUUUUAUCAUCGCUCACGAGGGGCCAAGGGUAGAAGAACACCUCGCGCGCCAAAUCAGAGGGUUGCCUGGAAUGGAGGGUGGCACGCCUCUCAUUGUCAUUUGUUCUAACGCUUCGCGACAUGAGACUUACCAAUCACUCAGCGGCAUCAACGGCGGAGGAAUUGUAUAUUUUGUGUCUAAACCUUGUGGACCUCGAAAGCUUGCCAAAGCGUUGGCUGCUUGUAUCGAGAAGGUGGAGACAGCAUCUCGCAAUUGCAAUGCUGCCUGCUUGCCUCCUUUAACAGUACCAGACACGGAUUCCCCAUGGGAGUCCACCAUUGGCGAAACCGGUCCCCGACCUACAUCGGGUUCUGGGACGGGGAGCGCGAGACCAGUAGGUUUUGGAAGGAUUUCAUGGGGUACGAGCAACAAUAAAGGCGCAUAUGAUACAAAACGGCCAACAGUGGAGGCCGAGUGUGAUUCCUACUCGACAUCACCGGGCCCACUGUGCCCGGCGCCGCUUGGCAAGGACGAGGGGCGGCCUGAGACUCUUCACCGAGAACUUUCGGCAUCGAGCGUGAGCAGCACUAUUAGCCUAGGAAGUACGCUUGUUGGUACAUUGCCAACAGCCUUGAUUGUUGAGGACAACCCAGUCAACCUGAUGUUACUAGCUACCUUCAUGAAAAAGCGAGGAUAUCCGUUCGAGAAGGCAACGAACGGAUUAGAAGCUUUGAGAGCUGCUGAAUCGAGACCUGGGGGUUUUGAUAUUAUUCUAAUGGGUACCGAUCUCGGAUCACUUUGCUCAACUUCAAUUCGAUGCUAACUGAUAGUUCAAACAGAUUUACAGAUGCCUAUCAUGUCUGGAAUCGAGUCCGCCCGUGCAAUUCGAAGGCUUGAGAAGCAAAAUAGGGCUAAAGGUAGUGUAAUCAUCGCUCUGACAGGAUUAGCUGCCGCUAGCGAUAAGGUCGAAGCUUACGCGGCUGGGAUCGACCUGUUCAUGGUAAAGCCGGUGAGCUUCAAGCAGUUGGAAAGCACGAUGAAAGAAUACGCAUUGAUUAGCGGGGAGGCAUAGAGGCUUUAUUUCUUCCUUUCCUUCCCUCUCUCUAUUUCCCCCUUAAAUACGCAUACUCUAGGUCGUUCAUUUCGUGAUGUUGUGGUCUGUGGCGGUAACGAUUGGUACUCUCACCUGCGGGCGUUAUUCUUUAUUUUAUUGGUGGACGGAUGGAGUUUUGCUCGAGGGUUUUGGGGACGCGUGCACCCGGAACUCGUUCUUUUUGCCUUUUCAUAUUUUAUUCCGCAUCAAUAUCACUUAAGUUUAUGCGAUAGGUAUCAUAUUAUAUGCAUUUACUGGGUAAA
Molecule: messenger RNA, 4858 nt
Organism: Tuber aestivum (summer truffle)
Lineage: Eukaryota; Fungi; Ascomycota; Pezizomycetes; Pezizales; Tuberaceae
Source: the annotation of a GenBank genome assembly